UAGAAUUCUCCUUUUUUUUGCAGCAGUUCAGGAACUCUCGUCACUGGUUGAAAUUGAGGGUUCUUGUAAUAACGCGAAAGGAAGCGUGGAAUUGAGUAAUGGAAGGGAAUGCGAAAAGCGAGCAAAUCGUGGACGUAGGAUCGGUCGUGGAAGCCGUUUCAGCUGAUGACGGUGACGCUCCUCUCUAUAGCCUCGAAAGUCUUUGCAUGCGCUGUGGUGAAAACGGGAUUACAAGAUUUUUAUUGACUUUAAUUCCUCACUUCAGAAAGAUUUUGUUAUCAGCUUUUGAAUGUCCACACUGUGGUGAAAGGAACAAUGAAGUACAGUUUGCUGGUGAAAUUCAACCACGUGGUUGCCGUUACACUUUGGCAAUCCCAUCAGGCAAGCAGAAGAUGCUAAAUCGUCAAGUGGUUAAAUCAGAAUCCGCUACCAUUAAGAUACCUGAACUGGAUUUUGAGAUUCCACCAGAGGCUCAGCGUGGUAGUCUGUCAACGGUGGAAGGGAUACUGAGAGCAGCUGAUGAACUUCAGGCCCUUCAAGAGGAACGCAAAAAAGUGGCUCCAGAGACAGCUGAAGCAAUUGAUCAGUUCUUGGUGAAACUGCAAGCCUGUGCAACAGGAGAAUCAGCCAUCACCUUUAUUCUUGAUGAUCCUGCUGGAAACAGCUUCAUCGAAAACCCGUUUGCACCGUCAUCUGAUCCGUCAUCGACGAUCAAGUUUUAUGAGAGAACUCCUGAGCAGCAAGCAUCAUUGGGAUAUCUUGUUGACUCCACACAGAUUGAAGGAACUCAUGUUGACGCUCAGAGUAACAGUGCAGAAAUGGCUGAAGCCUUGUUUCGAUAUACUGCACCAGAAGAGGUGAUGACUUUCCCAUCUACUUGUGGUGCCUGUGCUGCUAAGUGUGAGACUCGAAUGUUUGUCACCAAUAUUCCUUACUUUCAAGAAGUAAUUGUUAUGGCAUCCACAUGUGAUGUCUGUGGCUACCGCAACUCUGAGUUGAAACCUGGUGGACGAAUUCCUGAAAAGGGAAAAACAAUUACUCUUUCUGUGAAGAAUGUCAAUGACCUUAGCCGUGAUGUAAUAAAGUCUGAUACUGCAAGUGUAAAAGUUCCGGAACUUGACUUGGAGCUGGCAAGCGGAACCCUUGGAGGAAUAGUUACCACUGUUGAAGGUUUAAUCACAAGAAUUGGUGACAGCCUUGAGAGGGUCCAUGGCUUUACUUUUGGAGAUAGUCUUGAUGAAAAUAGUAGAAGCAAGUGGAUAGACUUUAAAACAAGACUAAACAAGCUUCUUAGCUUGGAAGAAGCUUGGACUCUAAUUCUUGAUGAUGCAUUAGCCAAUUCUUUUAUAGCACCUGCAACUGAUGACCUGAAAGAGGACAAACAAUUAGCAUUUGAGGAAUACGAGAGGUCAUGGGAACAAAACGAAGAAUUAGGUCUGAAUGAUAUGGACACCUCUUCUGCCGAAGUUGGUUCUGCACCAACCAAUACUUCUAAAACUGACUGAACAUCAUGUGAUUUCCUCUCCUCACACUCCCACAACAAAAACAAAUGGAAGUAUUUAUGUGAUAGUUUGGUAUCAUUGAGAGAGAAGAAUGGAAAAGUAUGUUGUCUUGAGUCUCAUUGGCUUAUUGAUAUAUUAUAAUGUAACCCCAUUAACUUGUAUCAUCCUUCUAGAAUAGUUCAGCUGAAAGAUGUAACUUAUUCUGAGUUAGUAAGUUAAUUGCUUUUUAUUUUUGUUUU
Molecule: messenger RNA, 1741 nt
Organism: Vigna unguiculata (cowpea)
Lineage: Eukaryota; Viridiplantae; Streptophyta; Magnoliopsida; Fabales; Fabaceae
Source: RefSeq, a predicted model, not a curated record